AUGAACACAAUUGCUGCCGGUCGCCGCUCGCAUCGAAAGUCGCGGAUGGGGUGCGCGCAAUGCAAAAGGCGAAAAGUCAAGUGCGAUGAGAACAGACCCAGCUGCCACAACUGCACAAGGCACAUGGUGUCCUGCUCCUUCGAUGGCUCCCCAGCACCUCAACCCAGUCAUGAUGAUAAAGACCGGCCUGCUGGACCUGCGCUGGCGCCAAUGAGGCUGAAUCAAGCACCGGAAAGUGCUACCACAGCUACAGCUACAGCUAGCCCAGCAACCUCAUGGCCGAUAUCUUCAUCACAACCAUCGCAAAGCCCGCAAAACCAUAACUUGGAACCACAGAUUCCGUUAACGCCUAGUUGGCAGGUCUUUGAUAUGGAACUUAUACAUCAUUAUAUGGUAUCAACAUGCUAUACAUUAUCCCGGAAUCCGUCUGUACAAGCUGUCUGGCGCGACGAAGCACCCCGCGUCGGAUUUGCCAUGCCCGCGGUGCUGCAUGUGAUUCUGGCUGUAUCAGCUCUACAUCUUGCACGCUCAGAUCCCUCGCGACGCGCAAGGUGUAUAGCCCACGCGCACAUGCAUCAUAACGCAGCCGUUCGCGCAGUAACUCCAAACCUACAAUCCUUAGCCUCCAACAAUGGUGUCGGACUGUUCCUCUUCUCCUCACUAAUCUGCAUGUUUGCCUGCGCAAACGCCAAGUUCGAAGAUAAGAACUUUCUCGUCUUGUUUGAAAGGGGCCAUCUUGCUGAAUGGGCUUUACUAUUUCGCGGCACAAGAACAAUUAUUAAUUACAGCAGUCACGACUUUGAGACCGGCAUACUCGGCUCGAUAUUUAUGAAUGGGGCCCGAUCGAGGGCGGCUCGUCUUGCGCAAUCUCUCGACCAGGCACAGGUGUAUACCUGGGAAUUGAAAAGGAUGAUCUCCGCGGAGUACGCGCACGAUCCGCGAACCCGCCGAAUCUAUGAUGAAGCCGUGGAUUCACUGGGCCGAACACUGGCUGUCGUGAUGAAGCCGGGUGAAGGCACCAGGCUUCAGACCGCGGAUGUAUUUGCUUGGAUACUAGAGGUAUCCAAUGAAUAUUUGGAAAUGUUAGGGCAGGAAGACCCGGUGGCAUUGAUUAUAUUUGCGUAUUAUUGUGUGGGGUUGCAGCAGAUUGAGUGGAUGUGGUGGAUGGAAGGACUGAGUAGUCGGCUUCUAAUGCAGUUGUACUCAGUGUUGGAUGAAAAGUAUCGCGGCUGGUUGCGAUGGCCGCAGGAGCAGAUAGGGUGGCAUCCCCCGGAGUCGAUAAUCGUCGUAUAG
This is a messenger RNA of Talaromyces marneffei, 1293 nucleotides long. RefSeq lists its product as uncharacterized. The record is from RefSeq and is a predicted model, not a curated record. Gene Ontology annotation, biological process: regulation of transcription by RNA polymerase II. The coding region runs from base 1 to 1293 and encodes 430 amino acids. The transcript is spliced from 2 exons. NCBI's taxonomy places the organism in Eukaryota, Fungi, Ascomycota, Eurotiomycetes, Eurotiales, Trichocomaceae. Gene Ontology annotation, molecular function: DNA-binding transcription factor activity, RNA polymerase II-specific; zinc ion binding.